Histoplasma mississippiense is the source of this 4311-nucleotide messenger RNA. RefSeq lists its product as hypothetical. Gene Ontology annotation, biological process: DNA damage checkpoint signaling; regulation of translational initiation by eIF2 alpha phosphorylation. Gene Ontology annotation, molecular function: eukaryotic translation initiation factor 2alpha kinase activity; protein binding; ATP binding. The coding region runs from base 1 to 4311 and encodes 1436 amino acids. The transcript has 8 exons. NCBI's taxonomy places the organism in Eukaryota, Fungi, Ascomycota, Eurotiomycetes, Onygenales, Ajellomycetaceae. Gene Ontology annotation, cellular component: cytosol. The record is from RefSeq and is a predicted model, not a curated record.
AUGCCUCACAAACACAAGAAAUCCAAUGGCCUGAAAAACGACGUUCUAGGAGUAGAGAAAAAGGAGAAUCCUCCUGAGACACCCGCUAUCCUCCCUGCGACUAAAUACAAAGAAAUCCGUGGAAACGAGGCUGACGCUUUGCGCUCAAUCUAUUCGACCGAUUUCGAAGAUGUAGAGGUUCGACAAGCAGCUUGGCAUCAAGCCUCUGAAAGUAGCUUUCAAAUGCAUCUGAGAGCGUCCUCGAACCCGGACGUGAGUGUUGUCUUGUUAGUUUCGCUGCCUGCGACUUAUCCCAAGACAAUCCCAAAUUUGACCGUCCAAGGCCUCGAUGACCUCCGGAAGGGCGCCAAAUCCAGGAUCAAGGAUGUCAUUGAUACGAAACCGAAAAUUCUUCUGGGUUCGGAAAUGAUCUACGAACUUGCGUUAUCCAUCCAGGAUAUUCUCGAAGAUGUCGCAAUAUCACAAGCCGAGGACAAAGAUAUGCCAAGCCUGGAGGAAGAGCGGAUUGUCCAGGAAGCCGCAGCAAUCCAGCAAGCAGAAGAACAGAAGCAGGAAGAGCGGAGAAAGCAGGAACAAGCCACUGCUGAACAGGAGAAGGCCCUACAGACGCUAAUUGAGAGUAAAAUCAAACAGAGACAACGUGUGAAAGAACAAGUAUCGCGGCGGAGAAGCAAGGUGGCUCUCGAGCAUAAUGAGUCUUUUGAUUCAUCUGAAGAUAGUUCUGAAACUGUUUCUUUUGACCCACCGUUAGUAAUGAAUGACUAUGAUGAACGGCCCAUUACUUUCCAGGCGGUGUUUGGGAAGACAUUGAUUGCCAGCGCUCCGCACAAGGCGACUUUCACAGUUCGGCCCGUUUCUCCAGGCAAUGGGACUCGUGUUCCGCUUCUCGUCCUUAAAGAGCUAUUUAUUCGCGAAAAGGGCUCAGGACAUGACAUCCGACAGGAAAUUAGGGCGAGCGAGGACAAGCUUGAAAUCUUAAAGCGACUGAAACAUCCGAACCUAGUUGAUUUUAUCGGAUUCAAGAUAUAUCGUCCUCCCGAUCCCGAGGCGUUUCACGAAGGCACCUGGCAUAUUUAUACUUUGUUCGAGUAUGCUAACAAAGGAUCGCUAUCCGAACUUCUUGACAUGGUCGGUAGUUUGACUGCAGAUACCGCAAGGCCGUGGAUGAUACAGUUGCUUGAUGCGAUAGAGUACUAUCAUCGUAACGGUAUUGUUCACGGCAACAUUCACUCUGGACGAGUGUUAUUGUUCAGAACCCAGUCCAAUAACACGAUACUCAAACUCUUGAGUGGUGUGGGAGGGAAGCACUUUCCAGUGCCAUCUGGAGCCAAGCGAACCCUUACCUUCCUCGCAGUCUCCGUUUUGGAUACCCACCAGAGCUCACACAGAGAGUUCCAAGCCAAGCACAAAACUGAUGACUUCGAUGAAGCUGGGCGUCUAGGCAGGGGAGGAUUCGGGCAAGUUGUGAAAGCGCGAAAUAAACUUGACGGCGGGUUUUACGCAAUCAAGAAAAUCUCUUCAAAAUCAGGAAUUGCUCUCAAAGAUACUUUGUCUGAAAUUAUGUUACUAUCAAGGCUUAAUCAUCCAUACGUCGUGCGGUAUUUUACUGCAUGGCUCGAACGAGACUGUCACGCUAUUGACGAGGAGGCAGUAUCAUCUACAGAAGCAAAUUCGCCUCAUCCUGAAGACGACGUCGAUUUUGGAUAUAGCGCAAGUGGACUUGACUUCAUAAGCUCGAAGGGGUAUCCUGAUAUAGAAUUUGGUUACGAGAGUGAUGGACAAGACCACACGGAUAUAGCCUCAGAAGAAUCUGGCCACCAUCGGCCGCAGAGCCUUUCGAAAACAGAUGAAGGGUCAAACCUCCAAAGGCAGAGAUCGGGAUCAUCAUCCCAUAUUGUGACAACUACGCUUUAUAUUCAGAUGGAAUAUUGUGAAAAGCAUCCAUGGUAUUAUUCAUCUGAAGCGGAUAAUAUUUUUAUCGAUGUUGCGAACAACCCGCGCAUCGGCGACUUUGGCCUGGCUACGACCGGCCAGUUCACAAUGGCAGUUCGAUCUUCGAAUGUUACAGAUAUCGGUGGGAACUAUACCAGGAGUGUAGGCACCACCUACUAUGUUGCUCCUGAAAUGAAAUCAGCGUCGUUAGGCCAGUACAAUGAGAAAGUCGACACGGCGAUGGAACGCGAUCGUACUUUACAGAUGGUUAGGGAAAAAGUUCAUACGCUCCCAUCGACAUUCGAGGUACCAGAGAAAGCCAUCCAAGGCGAAAUAAUUGAAUCACUUCUGAGCCACCGUCCAAGUGAACGACCAACCGCGGCAGAACUUCUUCAAAGCGACAAAAUACCGCUACAAGUUGAGGAAGAAAUGUUUCGAAAGGCUAUUAUGGGCAUUCUAUCUGAUCGCAACUCACCGGACUAUAAUAAAAUCCUAUCAGCCAUUUUCUCCCAACCCACCAGAAAAUUCGAAGACAUCGCGUGGGAUAUGGACGCCCGCGGGACGCCAUCUGUUAAUGAAGUGUUGCUUCAAAGUCUUGUAAAAGAGAAAUUAUCAUCGAUAUUCCGGAAACACGGCGCUAUUGAGACGACACGCAGCUCUCUCUUUCCACGUUCCGAGCACUACCCGUCAGGGGUGGUGCGACUUUUAGACCCGUCAGGCAACCUUGUCCAGCUACCCUAUGACCUCACUCUUCCGAAUGCUCGUUCUAUAUCUAGAUUGGACUCUUCCAUCGAGAAGACCUUCACCUUUGGCACCGUCUACCGGGAAUCUAUACACGGGGGAGCACCGCGUGGCCAUCAUGAGGUUGACUUUGACAUGAUAUCUCAUAACACUUUGGAUUUGGCGUUAAAGGAGGCAGAAGUCAUGAAAGUUUUGGAUGAAAUUUUGAAUGAGUUCCCUUCCCUGAGGUCAGCCCCGAUGUGUUUCCACAUUAACCACUCAGAUCUCCUGGACGCGAUUUUGUCAUUCUGUCGAAUCAGCCCCCAGCAAAAGCCCCUAGUGAAGGAAAUCAUUAGCAAACUGAACAUCGGGCCGUACUCAAUACAGAAAAUUAGAAGUGAGCUUCGAUCUCCAACUAUCGGGGUCGCUUCAACUUCGGUCGACGACCUUGCUAGGUUCGACUUUCGAGAUAGUCCAGACAAAGCCCUAAAGCGGCUUCGUACCAUCAUGGAAGGAACAGAGUUUACAGACCGUCUCGCCCCAAUAUUCGCCCGUCUAAAUGCCGUGGUGUCGUAUCUUAAAGGAUUCCGCGUGAAGAGAAAGGUCUAUGUGAACCCGCUGAGCAGUCUUAAUGAUAAAUUUUUUCGCGGAAGUGUUCUCUUUCAAUGCGUUUCUGAUACUAAACGUCGGGAUGUUUUUGCGGCCGGAGGAAGGUACGACAGCCUCAUUCAAGAAUUCCACCCUAAAGUUCUGUAUUCAGGCAACCAGCGUCAUGCUGUCGGAUUUAACCUCGGAUGGGAAAAACUGUACCUCUCAAUGUCGAACUAUUUGAAAGGGUCAAACAAGGCCUUCCUCAAGCAAGGAGAGACGGAGAUAAGCGGAAUCUGGAGGUCCAGACGGUGUGAUGUCCUCGUCGCUAGUUUUGACCCUGCAGUCCUUCGUACCGUGGGUGUUGGGGUCGUUCAAGACCUUUGGGCGAAUGGGAUAAGUGCUGAACUUUCCGUCGAUGCUUCUUCCCUAGAGGAGAUUAUCACGCGUUAUAGAAAUGAUAAUCAUAGCUGGGUCGUCAUCGUCAAGCAGGAUAGCAUGGAGCGGGGCGUGAAAGUUAAGAAUAUUAGCACCAAGGAAGAGUAUGAGGUCAGAAGUUCUGAGUUGGCGGCGUGGCUUCUAAAUGAAAUCCGCAUACGGAAUCAACGUGAGCGUCUAACAAAUGCUGGCAAACCCCUGAAACAUCUGUACCAUCGAGAGUCCAGCGUUCCGGCUGGAGAAAAAGAUCCGGAUGUCAGGAUUCUGACCGCGAUCCACCGGAACAAGAAAAUGAACAGGCGAAACAUCAUUGAGGCCGCCAUUCGUGAAUCACGCAGCGUAAUGGACAGAGCGCUUGAUGGACCUAUUGCAGCAAUUGAUACUCGAGACGAUAUUUUGGAAGCCCUCCGGGACAUUCGUCUUUCAGAUCCUGACAGGUGGCGGACUUUGAUACAGAACUGCCCAUUAACGGAAAGGAAGUAUAUGGCUCAGGUGCAUGAAAUGCUCAACGACCUUGCCAAUGAGCGUCGAGACCCUCAGGAUGGCAAAGAAAAAUAUAAGAACGCGUUUAUCUACAAUUACCGGACCGGUAGUUGUAUCUAUUAUGAUCUCUCACGUAGUAAUGAGAAAUGA